Messenger RNA from Vitis vinifera (wine grape), 804 nucleotides. RefSeq names its product pentatricopeptide repeat-containing protein At1g74600, chloroplastic-like. Gene Ontology annotation, molecular function: protein binding; RNA binding. The record is from RefSeq and is a predicted model, not a curated record. Gene Ontology annotation, biological process: RNA modification. The coding region runs from base 1 to 804 and encodes 267 amino acids. Lineage: Eukaryota; Viridiplantae; Streptophyta; Magnoliopsida; Vitales; Vitaceae. The transcript is spliced from 5 exons.
AUGAAAUGUGAUUGCGUCCAUGAUGGGAGAGUAUUUGUGCCUCUUCAAGGGCUUCUUGUUCAAUAUGUGCCUUUUCAAGAGCUUUUUGUUCAAUAUGUGCCUCUUCAGCUUAUUUGGCCAGAUGGAGCAUUUCUAGGAGGCCACGUGUCAAUCCCUGAUUGGCUAUCAUGGAAUCAGAACAGUGUUUUUGAAAGCCAAUCAGAGAUUGACACCUGGCAAGGAGGAAUCUGCAAAAGCUGCAGGUUGUUGAGGGGAGCAGAGGAGAGAGUGCUUUUGGGGCUGCCAGCUGUGAUGAGCAACUGCUUGAAGGUCACUAUUGGGUUUGACCAUGCGUUUAACCUUGUUGCCAAUAUGGGAGGAAUAGGAGGGUCUCAAGAUGCUUAUGGAUUGGAGAAACUCGUUGCGGAAGAAUUGGGUAAGCAGGUUCAUGGGUAUAUGACGAGGAUUGGGUUUGAUCUGUUAUCAUUUGCAGCUAGUACGCUUGUUCACAUAUACACAUUGUGUGGGAAUAUUAAGAAGACAAGACAUGUUUUCAAUGAGAUGCUGAGACUAGAUUUAGUACCAUGGACUUCCCUAAUUAUUGGUUAUGUUCAGAAUGCCCAAGCUGACGAGGCUCUUCAGUUCUCUGGGCUGCUAUUCAAAUCAAGAACUCAACCUGAUCACAUUACCUUUGUCGGGGUUCCUUCUAUUUGUACUCAUGUUGAUUUGGCCUCUGUGUCUCCCUGCACCGAGACGAGUCAGAUUUCAAGAGGAGUGGAGCAUGCAGUAGGGAUGAAAAUGACAACGGCUUCCCGUUCCCACUAG